This is a messenger RNA of Synchiropus splendidus (mandarinfish), 3833 nucleotides long. RefSeq names its product copine IVb (gene cpne4b). Gene Ontology annotation, biological process: cellular response to calcium ion. NCBI's taxonomy places the organism in Eukaryota, Metazoa, Chordata, Actinopteri, Syngnathiformes, Callionymidae. Gene Ontology annotation, cellular component: plasma membrane. Gene Ontology annotation, molecular function: calcium-dependent phospholipid binding. The coding region runs from base 295 to 1956 and encodes 553 amino acids. The transcript has 16 exons. The record is from RefSeq and is a predicted model, not a curated record.
GGCAGCGGAUUACAAACUCCAGUUAAGUGGCGCGCCGCCCUCCACAUCCCCAUUUUUCACCCGGAGUAAACCCACGGAGAGCAUCCACACCGUGAGCAUCCCGUGGGAAUUGCAUUUCUGCUGUGUUGCGCUGUCUCCGCAGUGGCCCGCGAACACACACACAGACAACAGUGCGGAGCAGAAGAUGGGUUCGGAGGUGCUGAGGUGUGCGUGACUGUCACGUAAACGACAGAGAAGUUCAGCUCCGCUCGGCUCUUUGCACCAGGUUGCUGAGAGUGUGAUCCUGUAUCCAGCAUGAGCAACAUCUACGAGUCCGCCGAGGCCACGCUGGGCUUCAUCAGCUCGCCGUGUCUGACCAAAGUGGAGCUGAGAGUGGCCUGCCGGGGAAUCUCAGACCGAGACGCCCUGUCUAAACCGGAUCCCUGCGUGGUGCUUAAAAUGCAGUCACACGGCCAGUGGUUUGAGGUGGACCGCACAGAGGUGAUUCGGAGCAGCAGUGGUCCGGUCUUCUCCAAGAUCUUCCUGGUGGAUUACUACUUUGAGGAGGUUCAACGGUUGCGAUUUGAGCUCCAUGACAUCAGCUCCGGUAACAAUGGCCUUCGCGACGCUGACUUCCUGGGAUCCAUGGAGUGCACCCUGGGACAGAUCGUCUCUCAGAGGAAGCUGACCAAAUCUCUGCUCAAACAAGGCAACACCGCUGGAAAGUCUUCCAUAGCGGUGACAGCAGAGGAGUUGUCUGGCAAUGACGAUUACGUUGAACUCUCCUUCAGCGCUCGUAAACUCGACGACAAGGAUUUCUUCAGCAAGUCAGACCCUUUCCUGGAGAUUUUUAGAAUAAACAAUGAUGGCACGGAGUCACUAGUGCACCGGACGGAGACGGUAAUGAACAACCUGAGCCCGGUGUGGAAAUCUUUCAAAGUUUCGCUGAACACACUCUGUAGUGGAGACCAUGAACGGGAGCUGAAGUGCACUGUUUGGGACUGGGACUCAAAUGGAAAACACGACUUCAUUGGAGAAUUUCAGACGACCUUCAAAGAGCUGAGGACGGAGCAGGAAGGAAAACAGAUUCAGUGGGAGUGCAUCAAUCCAAAAUACCAAAUAAAAAAGAAAAACUACAGGAAUUCCGGGGUGGUCAUUCUCAAUCACUGCAAGAUCAUUAAAAUGUACUCCUUCUUGGAUUACAUCAUGGGAGGCUGUCAGAUUCAGUUCACAGUGGCAAUAGACUUCACAGCGUCCAACGGGGAUCCGAGAAACAGUUGCUCCCUCCAUUACAUCCACCCCUACCAGCCGAACGAGUACCUGAAAGCUCUGGUGGCUGUCGGAGAGAUCUGUCAAGACUACGACAGCGACAAAAUGUUCCCCGCCUUUGGCUUUGGAGCUUUAAUACCACCUGACUUUAAGGUUUCCCAUGAUUUUGCCGUGAACUUUGAUGAGGACAAUCCUGAAUGUGCUGGUAUUCAAGGUGUGGUGGAAGCGUACCAAAAUUGCCUCCCGAAAAUUCAGCUUUACGGGCCCACCAAUAUCGCCCCCAUCAUUCAGAAAGUGGCCUCAUCUGCCUCGGAGGAGAUGCACACCAAAGAGGCCAUGGAAUACUUCAUCUUGCUGAUCCUGACGGACGGCGUCAUCACCGACAUGGCAGACACGCGCGAAGCCAUCGUGCACGCCUCGCACCUUCCCAUGUCGGUCAUCAUCGUCGGGGUUGGAAACGCAGACUUCACCGACAUGCAGAUUCUGGAUGGAGAUGACGGAAUCCUGCGUUCACCCAAGGGGGAGCCGGUGCUCCGAGACAUCGUGCAGUUCGUCCCCUUCAAGGACUUCAAGCAUGCGUCCCCGGCUGCACUGGCUAAGAGUGUUUUGGCAGAGGUUCCCAACCAAGUGGUGGAUUACUACAACGCAAAAGGCAUCAAACCCAAGUGCAUGUCGGACUUUGAGUCCACAAGAACCUUCAGCCCCUGACAAAAGGAUCGGAACCUUGACACAAGAAGACACUCAGUCAUGCAUACAGUAGUCUAGCUGAGAGGAUUAGCUUGUUCUGGUGAAACUAUUUGAACUGUCGAUGACUAUUGCAUGCUUGGCCACAAAGGCAAUAUUUGGGAAUUAUUACUCUCUAAUGUAUAUUUGAAACUCGUUUAUAGAAACUAAGAGCAGUCUCCCGAUGAAGCAUGCAGACUCAUAGCCAACCCGAGGAAAUGACACUCUUACCUUAUUUAGAUAACUAGCAAGUACAUGGAAUAUGAGUAUGCUGGACUGUAUAACCUCGAGAACCUUAGAAUGUGCUCCUCAAAUCAUAGUCUUUCUGAAAAUCUCAAGGACAAAUUCAAAUUGGACACCCAACUUUUUUUCUUUAAAUCAGAGUUACUGCUUUUAUUGGUUAGGCUUGCUUGACGCUUUUACCAGGUUUUGUGUGUGUUGGGUUUCUUUUCAGUUUUAAGGAAUAAGGAGAGCAUUCAGACUGUUAACCAACCGUGAACAGGUUCUGCUGAGUGGCAAGUAGAGUCAAGAUAUUUUACCGUCGCGAUGAUCAUGACUUUUCAUUUUCCAGAAGGAGUUUUUCAUACUUUUGAUGGCCAAUUUCCAAACAAAUCAGCUCUACAGUUUGAUGUUUGCUUUGUAUAUUGCGUUCAGUUCUCUCAAGCCAGUGAUCUGCUUAUUGUUUUGAUGUAUUACAUUUUGAUACCCUGAACUUAACAUGCUGUGGACUGAUCCGAUAUGUGCAUUAUACACAGAAAUCUUUGGGGCUAAAGUGUUUUUCUUGAUGACAUACUCACCAGCGAUGCUGUUUCAUCUGAGACCAUCUAAAGUACUUUGAAUUUUUAUCCCCUUAUAAACAUGCCUGUGAAUGAAGUUCAAGAAAGUUCAGUUUGACUUUGACGUUUGUUUUUCCCCAGUUCUCUGGUCUGAAAUAACAAUAAGGUGUUCACUGUUUCUAUUAAAUGUCAAGAUUGUUUGACCAACCCGUGUGCCUAAAGCCUUGUCUUCAGAGCGACAAAAAGUGAAAUUGCUGUGUUUAAUUUCCCAUCCAAAAUUGAUAAAAAAGCUCAUUUGAGAGCAGAACAUUGUUGUUUAAUCAUGGCUAACAAAGAGAUGAUGAAUUUAAGGUCUUGAAAUAAAUAACUGUGCCUGGAACUAAUAAUAAAAAUGACCAAACACAUCCCGAAGCGCUUUCGCCUUAUCAAAUUUUGAAUGAAAUCAUCGCUCAUAACAAGUCAACAAUAGUUCCAAACUCAUGUACAAAAUGCCACCUAUCAGCACGAAUUAUAACUUGCUAAACAGUAUACUGCAUAACAAAUAGCACACAAAUGUCCAACAGCCAUUGGUGUCAUUGAAGGCACCAUGUUGAAGUAUGUUUUUAAAGCACAUUCUUAGCAGGGCUGCUGCAGAGGUUCAACUCUUACCACAUCGAGACAUGGGCAGUUUAUGAAUUUUUACAGUAGAGGCUUUUUUUUUUCUUUUGGAGUCCUUUAGCACAGAAUGUACAAAUUAAUUCUGUGUUCAUGAAAGGACUUUUGUGUUUUCUGCUUUUUCUCUCCAAGACUAAACCCUAGCAUGGUUAUGUUAUAUUUGAUAGUCCCAUUUUUCAGCCGCUUGCUAGCUACAAAAUAAAGUAUCUCUGUCAUCUGCGCAACAGGGUGGUUGAAUUUGUUGUUUUCUACCAAUUUAUUUGACUUUUUUUCCAUGAUGAAUAAACAAACAAUUGUAAUAAUUUCUUAAUACUCUUCUUACAUUGUAAAGAUUUUCUGGAAAGAUAGUUGUGGUAGGAUAGACUCUUGUCAGUACGAUGAAACGGUUGUUUUAUUCCUCCUUGUAAUCUGCAUGUCAAUUAUAAUAAAGAC